CUCUCCACCCGCCUCACACCCUCUGUCCUCCCUUCUGUUUUCCUCGGCAUUUGUCUCUUCAGUCAAGGAGAAACUAAUUGGAGGGAAGAAUUAAGAAGAAGGGAGCUGUUGCAAAACUAAGCGAAUUUUGGUUUCUCGCAGAAUGCCACAGAAAGAUUACAGAAGUCAAACAAGCUGGGAGACCGGAGUUGCCUCCAUGAUGCAAACCAAGGUCCAUGCUGUCUGCAGUGAAGGUCACAGUGGAGUAAACCAGCUUGGAGGUGUGUUUGUGAAUGGGAGACCUUUGCCUGAUUCCACCAGGCAGAAGAUAGUGGAGCUGGCCCACAGUGGAGCUCGACCAUGUGACAUAUCCAGAAUUUUGCAGGUAUCUAAUGGCUGUGUGAGUAAGAUCUUGGGCCGGUAUUACGAGACAGGUUCUAUUCGUCCUCGGGCAAUUGGAGGAAGUAAACCCAGGGUGGCCACUCCAGAAGUUGUAGGCAAAAUUGCUCUGUACAAGAGAGAGUGUCCAUCUAUCUUUGCCUGGGAGAUCAGAGACAGGCUCUUGGCAGAGGAAGCCUGCACUAACGACAAUAUACCUAGUGUUUCCUCAAUAAAUCGAGUACUCAGGAACCUGGCCAGCGAUAAGCUGCAAAUAGUAAACGAGGGGGUGUUUGAAAAGCUAAAGAUGCUCAAUGGACAAGCCACUUGGGGGGGCCGCACUGGGUGGUACCCUGGGUCGACACUCAGUAUCACAGAAGACAUGUGUUCGCAAGCAGAAGGAACGGAAAACACAAUAUCAACUAGUUCCAACAGUGAAGAUUCAGAGGAGACGCAAAUGAGGCUUCACCUGAAGAGGAAACUGCAGAGAAACAGAACAUCAUUCACCCAAGACCAAAUAGACGCACUUGAGAAAGAAUUUGAGAGAACUCACUAUCCUGAUGUGUUUGCCCGAGAACGUCUUGCCAACAAAAUAGACCUACCUGAGGCACGGAUACAGGUUUGGUUUUCCAACAGAAGAGCAAAGUGGAGAAGAGAAGAAAAGUUGAGAAAUCAACGCCGUCAGGUGUCCAAUUCGUCCAACCAUGUUCCCAUCAGCGGCAGUUUUAACACCAGUGUUUACCAAUCUUUACCCCAACCUACUACACCAGUGUCCUUCUCAUCAGGAUCUAUGUUGGGGAGGUCUGACUCAGUUCUGUCCUGCAGCUACAACUACAGUCCCAUGCCACACUUCAGUAUGGCUGCCAGCCUGCCUAUGCAAGCAUCUAGUCAGACGUCUUACUCAUGCAUGCUGCCAACCAGUUCAGGUGUAAAUGGAAGAAGAUAUGAGACCUACACUCCUCCACAUAUGCAGCAGCAUAUGAACAACCAGUCGUUGACCUCCUCUGCCACAUCCACAGGUCUGAUUUCUCCAGGAGUCUCAGUUCCAGUCCAAGUUCCAGGAAAUGAAACAGACAUGUCGCAGUAUUGGCCACGUCUGCAGUGAUGUCAUUGUUUUGCAGCACUUGCUUAAAACUAAGUCCACAACAUUCUCACUUUAGAACUCAAAAGUCAAAAAGGACCCUUCAUUGAGAAUGUUGGGUACGUUGCCGGAGGACUUGUACCGGAAGUAUGAGUAAAAGAUUAGCAACAAUAGAUUUUACUAUGACAUAGGCAUCAACUGCCAUUGCGAAUGUGGUGCGAUGCUUUGACUAAAGUAAAACAAAGACAAUUCUUUGGUAACAAAGACAUACACUAAUUUCCCAAAACAUGUAAAAUAAAUGUGUAUAAAUGUAUAAUAACCAUUUUACAUACAACAUGAAGAAAUGAACUGUAAAUGUGUUUAAUUGGAACAAUUCAUUAGAAAAAGCCUGUAAUGUGUACAGAAUUUCAAAAAUGUGUGAUGUGCUUGGUACUGUAAAUACCCUGACAGGCAUGGAUGAUUUUAAAAUCUGUUUGAGGGCUUGCCAGUUACAAAUCUUAUGUGGAAAUCAUGUGGAAACAUUGUACCAAAUCCACACAGCCUGAAUUGUAAACUCUCUUAUAAAGCUUAAAUUGUGUC
Molecule: messenger RNA, 2017 nt
Organism: Phycodurus eques (leafy seadragon)
Lineage: Eukaryota; Metazoa; Chordata; Actinopteri; Syngnathiformes; Syngnathidae
Product: paired box protein Pax-6-like
Biological process (GO): regulation of transcription by RNA polymerase II; anatomical structure development
Molecular function (GO): DNA-binding transcription factor activity, RNA polymerase II-specific; RNA polymerase II cis-regulatory region sequence-specific DNA binding
Source: RefSeq, a predicted model, not a curated record